Messenger RNA from Dictyostelium purpureum, 2585 nucleotides. RefSeq lists its product as uncharacterized. The record is from RefSeq and is a predicted model, not a curated record. The transcript has a single exon. Lineage: Eukaryota; Evosea; Eumycetozoa; Dictyosteliales; Dictyosteliaceae. The annotation marks the transcript as partial.
GUGAAAAUAUUAAAAUAAAUAUUGAAGAUAUUUUACAUAAAGUCAAUUCUAUUGAAAUAAUAAAUAAACUAUUGGACUUGGGUUUUCAUAGCUCUAUGGAUCCAUUUACAUUAAGAAUAAUACACAGCAAAAAUGGUAUUGAAAGGCUUAAGAAAUUAUAUCGUAUAUAUAAAAAUGAACAAAUAUAUGAAUAUUCAGGUUUACUCCUCAACUCUGAAAAUUUAAAGUCAUUUUUAAUAAAUAAUCCAUAUGAUAUAAAGAAAAUAGUUAAACGUAAACGUUUAGAAAAAGAAGUUUUUUAUAACAUUCAACCAGAGUUUAUAAAACUAUACUAUUCAUUCAUCGAGGGAAAAGAAGAAUUUCAGUAUUUCGAAAAGAAAAUACACAUUGAAAAUUUUAUAUACAGGUUUUUUGAAAGUUGUUUAGAUGCCAAAGAAACUACAAAAUUAGAUUCACUCAAAGAUAUCAUUCAAUCAAUUCCAUCAUCAAACAACAGUAAAGAGGUUCUUCUCUAUCGUGCACUAUUCGAAGAAUCAAAAACAACAAGAGAGUCAGAGCUUUUAGUAGUCAGGGAUCAUUUGGUCAUUAGUUUAUUAAAAGAUAGUGAGCUUUCCAUCGCAAAAUCACUGGAAUAUUCAAACUUGGAUUUAAUUGAAAGUCUUGGAAAGUCACUUUGUAGCCCACUCAAGUACCCACUAAAAGAAGCAAUAGAAAAUUGUGAUUUAGAUAAAGUUAAAGCAAUUUUUGGACAUAAACUAUUUAAUACUAGUAUUGAAAAAGAAUAUAAAGCACACGUCAAUAAAACAGGAGAUGAUAUUCAACUAUUCAAAAUUAUCGAAUUUUUCAUUUUAGAAAAAUAUUCAGCGGGUGUAGUCAAUUGUUUAGAAUUAAUAUCACCACAAUCAUGGGAAACUUUAGCUUAUAAUAUCAAAAUAUUGAAAAAUGUUAAUGAUAUUUCAAUUACAAUGGUACAAGUUUUUUGUUAUUCUAUUAAUGUUUUAUCAGUUUCCACAAUUCAAUUCUUUUUAAAUAAUACUAGCUUUAAUCCUAUAGCACAGGACCCUGAAUUAUUUAUACAGUAUUGGGAAAGUACAACUCCAAUAAAUCAAAAUAGAAUUUUUAAUAGAAACAUAGACAUGGUGUCUUUCGAUUUAGUAGUAUCAACAUUACCAUAUAGUAAAAUAAUUUCAAUAAUAGAGCUGUUAAUAAAUUUUAAUAAUAGUAAUAAUAUUAAUAACAAAGAUAAUAGUAAUAAUAUAGAUAACAAUACCACAGCAAAAAUAAUUUUAAUACUUAUUAAUUAUUUAUAUAAAAUAUUAAUUCAAGUUAAUAACAUCCCAAUAGAAAAAUUAAUGUAUAUCUAUCAGGUUUUAAAAUUAAAUAAUAUCGAAAUUAAACAUUCCAAAUAUCACACAGUUUAUUAUCUUUCAAUUAAAUCACCAGUAUUUAUAAAAUAUUUGGUAGGCUCACCAUCUUUUAAAGAAAAACUACUUUUAAAUCAAUUCUAUGAAAUUCCAGAUGACUAUGAAAAUACAAAUGAUUUGGUUAAUGUAGCAUUAAACCAUGACAUUAUUAAAUAUUUAGAUUCUAAAACAUUUACAUUUGAAUUAAUAUUUAAUAAAGAAAUCAACUACUACUGUAAUUAUUUUUUUGCAAGAAAAAUAUCACCAACAACAGAAACAAUAGCAACAACAGACGCAUCAGUAUCAUCAACAUCACAACCACCACUUUUAUCAACACUCCAAAUCCAACAAUCAUCCAUAAACCCAUUGCUAUUACAAAUUAUUAAUCAAAUAUCAGUAAUCAUUGUAUAUUCUUGUAUUAUAAUACAUGGUACACCCAACCAUGAGGAUGUUCUGAAAUCAAUAAACUAUAAUUUAAAAUUCUUUUUAGAUAUAAAAGAAGUCGAUUUAUUUAUAAACGAGUUUCGAUUUAUUCAAGAUUUAGAACAAUUUAAAUUUUUAAAACUCUCACCAGGACUAUUUUAUAUGGCACAUCAAAGUGGAGUAACAGACAUACUCUUUAAAUUCCCAGAGAAAUUAAAUUUGACAGAGUUUCAAAUUAAAUAUCUAUCGGAACUUGAAAAAUAUGAAAAACUACCAAAAGAUCAAAAAAACAACAGUCAAGAUUUUAAUUGUUGGUUAAAUGAAGUCAAUGAAGAAGAUGAGACACCAUUGGUAUUGAAGUAUCAUCAAGUUUACUAUGGUGGUUUAGCAAAAGAAAUAACAGAAUUCAUUUCAAAUAAGAGUUUGGAUGACCUCAUCAUAACAUUUCCUUUCGAUUUUUAUUUAUUCCUUUUAAAAACCUACAACAAAUUUACAAAUUUAAAACCCUCAAAGACACUUAUAGACGAAGCAAUUAAAGAAAAUAAAAUUUAUUUUUUAAAACUCUUAUAUCAAAACUAUUUAAUAAAUAAUAAUGACAAUAACAAUAAUAAUAAUAAUAAUAAUAAUAAUAAUAAUAAUAAUGCAGACAUCAAUAUUAAUGGUAAUAAUAUAGAUGAUAACAAAGAUCAAUUAUUAAACUAUUUAAUUGAUGUUUUAAAAAAUCAUCAAGACUAUAAAUAUAUAAAUUGGUUAAAUUAA